Phyllostomus discolor (pale spear-nosed bat) is the source of this 911-nucleotide messenger RNA. RefSeq names its product B9 domain containing 1 (gene B9D1). The transcript has 7 exons. The coding region runs from base 91 to 846 and encodes 251 amino acids. Gene Ontology annotation, cellular component: MKS complex. Lineage: Eukaryota; Metazoa; Chordata; Mammalia; Chiroptera; Phyllostomidae. The record is from RefSeq and is a predicted model, not a curated record. Gene Ontology annotation, biological process: cilium assembly.
GGUGUGCCACGCCGUCCGUUUCCAGGGCAACUAGGGCUCCCUAGUAGAUGCGCGCGCAACCUGGACGGUUUACCCCGCGCGCCCCCUACAAUGGCGGCUGUGGGCCCCAGCGUCUUUCUACUUAUGGUCAACGGGCAGGUGGAGAGCGCCCAGUUCCCUGAGCACGAUGAUCUCUACUGCAAGUACUGCUUUGUGUAUGGUCAUGACUGGGCCCCCACUGCGGGUCUGGAGGAGGGGAUCUCCCAGAUCACAUCUAAGAGCCAUGAUGUGCGACACUCGCUGGUGUGGAACUUCCCCAUUGACGUCACCUUUAAAAGCACCAACCCCUUUGGCUGGCCACAGAUUGUGCUCAGUGUGUAUGGACCGGACGUGUUCGGGAAUGACGUGGUCCGAGGCUACGGGGCAGUGCACGUGCCUUUCUCCCCUGGCAGGCACAAAAGGACCAUCCCCAUGUUUGUUCCAGAAUCUACAUCCACACUGCAAAAGUUUACAAGCUGGUUCAUGGGGCGGCGGCCCGAGUACACAGACCCCAAGGUGGUGGCUCAGGGUGAAGGCCGGGAAGGAGACACCCCUGGGACAGAUGCCCAGAGCAGCCUGGCCAUUCCUGCCCCAGCCCUGCUGACGCCUCCUUCUGUCUCCAGUGACCCGAGUCCGCUCUCAGGGCUUUGUCACCCUCCUCUUCAACGUGGUGACCAAGGACAUGAGGAAGCUGGGCUACGACACUGGGCCUGCAGACAUGCUGAGGGUCGAGGGGCAAGGCCUGACCCACGGCCUCCCUCAGUGAAGGCGUCGGCCCCUCCACCACCCAGUGAGCUGGCUGGGCCAACCACCAGUCCAUAUGCCUGACUCAGGUGCAGCUGAGGCAGGGAGGUGGUAUUUUUUAUAAAAUAAACGGUUGCAUUGUCACAGAA